Nelumbo nucifera (sacred lotus) is the source of this 1830-nucleotide messenger RNA. Its product is annotated as heat stress transcription factor B-4-like. The record is from RefSeq and is a predicted model, not a curated record. Gene Ontology annotation, biological process: regulation of transcription by RNA polymerase II. Gene Ontology annotation, cellular component: nucleus. Gene Ontology annotation, molecular function: DNA-binding transcription factor activity; RNA polymerase II cis-regulatory region sequence-specific DNA binding. NCBI's taxonomy places the organism in Eukaryota, Viridiplantae, Streptophyta, Magnoliopsida, Proteales, Nelumbonaceae.
GUUGGAAACUCGGAGGACGAGAGAGAGAGAAGCAGUGAGUCACGGGUUUGUCUUGAAACUCCCCUCUUUUUCACAGUCCUAGUAGACAGGCAGACACAUAUUCUCGCAUUACAAAAUCGAGGAGAAAAACAACAGCCGUAUAACCUAUCUCCCCUUACCCUUCUUUACAGCAUUAUUUUAUUUUUUCACUCCCACGCACACUUACCCAUCAAUCAAACCCCACCACCACCAGCUAGCUAGCUCACAAUUUUCUCUUCCCUUACCUGGGUCUCUCUCUAUCUCUCUGAUCAGAGUACUAUCACCAUCUCUAGCUAGCUCUCUCGCUUGCUCCAUCGCUCUAUCUCAGUAUCUUGUUGCAAACUAACCUUCUUUUCUCUUCUUUUACAGCUUUUUUUUUUUUAAUCUUUUCUUUCUACAAGCUAGCUAGCUUCUUAGACGACAAGUUUGGAUCGGUUCUUCGCCCAUGGCUCUUAUGUUAGACAAUUGUGAAGGCAUCUUACUCUCAUUAGACUCGCAUAAGUCUGUACCAGCUCCCUUCCUCACCAAAACCUAUCAACUCGUCGACGAUCCCACCACUGAUCACAUCGUCUCUUGGGGUGAAGAUGAAACAACCUUCGUCGUCUGGCGUCCUCCCGAGUUCGCUCGCGACCUCCUCCCCAACUAUUUCAAGCACAACAACUUCUCUAGCUUCGUCCGCCAGCUCAAUACUUACGGUUUCAGGAAGAUUGUCCCAGACCGAUGGGAGUUCGCCAACGAGUUCUUCAAAAAAGGAGAGAAACACUUGCUAUGCGAGAUCCAUAGAAGAAAGACAUCUCAACCCCAAGUUUCCAUCAACCAUCACCCGCAUUCGCCGAUCGGUGCUGCUGGUGCUAUUGGUAGCCCUGGUUUCUUUCCAUUUCCUGGCCGGGUUAGCAUCUCUUCGUCCGAUUCGGACGAACAAGCAAAUUGGUGUGAAUCAUCGCCGCUUUCGUCUCCAAGAGGAGGAGCUUCUGUUUACGGUGGUGGUGGUUGCGUCAGCAGCUCGGUAUCGGCCCUAUCGGAAGAUAACGAGAGGCUCCGAAGGAGCAACUCCAUGCUAAUGUCGGAACUCGCACACAUGAAGAAGCUAUACAAUGAUAUUAUCUACUUCGUGCAGAACCAUGUAAGACCUGUUGCGCCCAGUAAUUCUUAUCCUUCUUCUCUUAUCAUCUGCAAUCCUUCUCCUGGAACGCCCAACCAGCAAACAUCUUCGAUUGCCAACGCUCCUUCAACGGCGAUAGUGCAAAAACCUUUUCACCAGUUACUUGGGUUUUACCAGUCAUCCAGUCCAAAACAACCUUCCUAUACCAAGGGUUCUUUCAACUCUUCUGCUCCAUCAAACGCCUCUUCAACGAUUCUCCAAGAACCCCACAACAACAGUAAUAACAGUCGAACAAAGUUGUUUGGCGUGCCUCUUCAUUCCAAAAAGAGAUUGCACCCGGAACCCACAUCUCCUCCCACGAGCAUGGACACAAGCAAGGCUCGUUUAAUGCUUUCCAAUGAUGACUUAGGGUUGAAUCUGAUGCCUCCUUCUCCGUGUUAAAUCCUUUGUUCACAUUCAACGGAUUCAGCUACUGUUUCUUUCUUUUUUUUUUUUUUCUAUUCGCCCUUAUCCUCUUGUUUGAUUGUCUUGUUCUUCUCGUGGGCCUGAUAGUCUUAACAGUUGAGUGAGUGUGUCAUGGGUACUUUGUACAGAAGUUCGAUACGGUAUUUUGUUGUUCCCCAGCCAUGAAUGCAGGUUGGUUUUGAUUAGAGUGAAAAAAAAAAUGCAAGUUUAUGUCAUGCACAUUAUCUUAUUUAGUAUUUCUUCUU